CGUGGUGGGUGCGCCCUGCCAAGAAGGGCGGGGGCGCAGGGCGAGCACGCGGAGAGGAGAAGGAGGGAGAGGGGAGGGCGUGUGAGGGAGUGAGCUACAAGAAAAGGGAGCGCGCCCGCCGCCGCCGCCGCCCUCCUCCGAAGAGAGGCUGGAGUGAGGCUGUGCGAAGCGCCGCAUUUCAAUGAGGACGGGCCAAGGCACAUCCCUGCACUAGCGGCUGCAGCCCAGACGCCCGCGCUCCCGCAGCUGCUGCAGCCCAGCCCCGGCCCCGGCCCCGCAGCCCCGCAGCCCCGGCCGCGCCCAGCCCAGCGAGGACAGCACCAGGAGGCUGCCCCGCGCACCGCCACAAAGACUCCGGGCGGCGUCUCUCCACAGAUCGGUUCAACUUGAACUCCAUCAUGUCCUUCGGCAGAGACAUGGAGCUGGAGCAUUUUGAUGAGCGGGAUAAGGCGCAGAGAUACAGCAGAGGGUCGCGGGUGAACGGGCUGCCCAGCCCCACGCACAGCGCCCACUGCAGCUUUUACCGAACCCGCACGCUGCAAACCCUUAGCUCUGAGAAGAAGGCCAAGAAAGUUCGUUUCUAUCGAAAUGGAGAUCGAUACUUCAAAGGGAUUGUGUAUGCCAUCUCGCCAGACCGGUUCCGCUCUUUUGAGGCUCUGCUGGCUGAUUUGACCCGAACUCUGUCGGAUAACGUGAAUUUGCCCCAGGGAGUGAGAACCAUCUACAGCAUCGAUGGGCUCAAGAAGAUUUCCAGCCUGGACCAACUGGUGGAAGGAGAGAGUUAUGUGUGUGGCUCAAUAGAGCCCUUCAAGAAACUGGAGUACACCAAGAACGUGAACCCCAACUGGUCUGUGAAUGUCAAGACCACCUCGGCGUCCCGAGCAGUGUCAUCACUGGCUACUGCCAAAGGGAGCCCUUCCGAGGUGCGGGAGAAUAAGGAUUUCAUUCGGCCCAAGCUGGUUACCAUCAUCAGAAGUGGGGUGAAGCCACGGAAAGCUGUCAGGAUUCUGCUGAAUAAGAAAACAGCUCAUUCCUUUGAGCAGGUUCUCACUGAUAUAACCGACGCCAUCAAGCUGGACUCGGGAGUGGUGAAACGCCUGUACACCCUGGAUGGGAAACAGGUGAUGUGCCUUCAGGACUUUUUUGGUGACGAUGACAUUUUUAUUGCAUGUGGACCGGAGAAGUUCCGUUACCAGGAUGAUUUCUUGCUAGAUGAAAGUGAAUGUCGAGUGGUGAAGUCCACUUCCUACACCAAAAUAGCUUCGUCAUCCCGCAGGAGCACCACCAAGAGCCCGGGACCUUCCAGGCGCAGCAAGUCCCCAGCGUCGACUAGCUCAGUUAAUGGAACCCCUGGUAGUCAGCUCUCCACUCCGCGCUCAGGCAAAUCGCCCAGCCCAUCACCCACCAGCCCAGGAAGCCUGCGGAAGCAGAGGGACCUGUACCGCCCCCUCUCUUCGGAUGAUUUGGAUUCAGUAGGAGACUCAGUGUAAAAGAGACAAAGGAGCAAUGUAUAUGGUUUGUGAUUGGGUGAAGGUUUCACAUUUCCUAAGCAAAAGUCUAACAACAAAAUACACAAAAAAGUUUUGCAUACUUUGAAAUUAUGAAGCCCAAAUCAUAUAAAAGUAAAUAUAUAGGCAUUUUAUAUUCAUGAUGUUGAUCCUUGAAGCAGAUUGAUUUUUAUGCCUCCUACAAUGAUUUGGUUGGGGGAGCUUGAACACAAACGCACUCAAUUGCUGAGGUUUUUGGACAAGGCCUGGCUCCAGAUUACUUUCAUAAAUAGACCCAAUCAAUAUUGAGUAUAAGAACACACUAAUGAUGUAGUAAUACAGAAUCAUAAUUUCUGUGUGUAGGGUUUUCAUUUUAAUCACAAGUAGAUGUGUAGGUACAAUUUUUCUAUACUUUCAGUCAAGCAGAUUAAAAUGGCACUAGAAGACAUUUUUUUCUUAAAGUUAAAUUCUUUUUAAAAUUUAGAUUGCCGGUUUUUUAAAGGUCCUUUUACAAAAUAAUAAAGGUAUUUAAGUAGAUUUUUUUUUCUUCCUAGUCAGUAGACAAAGCUACUUAUCAUUUUGUGGGUUAAUAGAAUUGAAGAAAAACGUCAAGCACACACCCAUAAAGACUCUAACAUCAGGCAUUAGGAAUUUCCUUGUUUUUGUUGUCAAGCACGUUUAAUUUUUAAACUUAUCUUUCAUUGGAAACAGCAUAAAAAUAUAGCUUAAACUACAUACUAACAUAAAGAACUAUAAAUUGUAUAAUUCCUCCCACAACCAUAUAUGUAGUUUUUCAAAUGUGUGAAGACUGAAGCUAGGAAACUUUUUUUUCUUUUUUUACACACAGACCUAAAAAAAUGUGUCUGUACUUCUUCCAAAAAUUCAAUUUGAAAAGCAAAAUUCUUUUAAAUGGUGCUGUAUAAAGCAGGCCCCAAAUAUCCAAAUCUCCAUUCCAAGAAAUCCUGGAUCUUGCUGGUUUCAUAUGCAAAACUCCUUUUGUGUUAAACCAAGUAAGUCUGUGAUUAUAAUCCAUUGUUAACAUUAACCUACUAAUUCUGCUCUUCUAGUCCUCUUUGUAAAAAUUAUAGUCAGCUUUGCUUAAACAUAAAAUAAUUAUUUUAAAAUCUGAAUGUUAAAUUAAUUUAAUGUGUAUGGUCUAUUGUAUUUAAGCCAUAUCCUAGUGAUCAUUUAGUUUUACUAGUUCAAACACUAACAAUUUGAGACUUGUGAAGCAUGGUUUUGAUAUUCUAUAGGCUUGACAUAUCUCAGUAGGUGAUAAAUUAAAAAUGUAUGAUGCCAUUUGGAGGCUUUUACUUGAGUUUUUUUUUUUCUUCUUCAAAUUUUCCUUGAAAACUGAAUUUAGAAACAAAAUGUUUGAUUCAAGAUGGAGAGAAAUUCAGUUGUCAUAUACUGUUUUAAAUGGUACCAAUUUAUCUCCUUGAUAAAUUCCUCAACAAUCAAAUUUUACCAUCUGGUUUAUAGUUACAUAUGUUACCAUCUUACUUUGCAAGCGAAAAAAUAUUUCAACCAAAAGAAGAAAAAAAAAUGUUCAGGCAAUCUACCAGCAUUUGAAAACUUAGCCUUAUAAUAAUUAGUGCCUAUUAUCCUGUCUGUUGGAGAGAAAGACACUUCUCUGGCAGGUUAUUCGAGAACCACAAACUGAACCUUCCAUCUUGAAAGAACAGUUCAUAAUAAUACCUGUUCCAGACUUCAGGUUUUAAAACUGUUUCCAAUAGCAAUGAACAGAGACUCCUGCUGAGAUCAAAAGGCUGCUUUGUUUUAGCUGAAACAGUAAACAUCUGUGAAGUUGCCUGUGCUGGUGUCUGUUCUAGUUAUGUCUUUGUAAAAUGCAUUACUUAAUACAGUUGAGUCCAUAAAAGAUUAGUAUGUAUUUGACUGAGCUGUCAAAAAUGCAAAGAAAGCAGUGGAACAGUUAACUUAAAUCUGGUGGGGUCAGAUGGUCCAGAAGAAAAAUAAAUUCCAAUAAUUUUAACUUCCCUGCACUGUCAAUCUUAUGGACAACUACUGCUUAGAAAGGUCCAAUAAAUGCUAUUUGUUCUGGAUAAGUGGCAGAUACUACCAAUUGAUAUGAAGCCCAUGGCUUUGUUUAGACACGGCAAAAAGAAACUGGACUUGUACUAAUUGACGAUGGAUAUCAUGGCCAACUUUCCAUUCAAGCAGUUCCAAGGGAAAUGCUAUUCCACAGCAUUUAAUCUUUGAACAUAUGACUUUUAUUAAAGGACUGUUCAGGGGCAAUAUAUAUCAUUUACUUUUUGAAACUGAAGUCCCUCAGAGAUUGAAACAGCACACCAUUUAUAGACUUUGAGAUCUCUUUCUAUGCAGAGCAUAAUUCCAUUAUACUAUAGCAGAAAUUUAAAAAAUUCUUAGCAACAAAUCAGAAGUUUUCAGUUCAUUGGUGGAACCAAAUUGAUGAUUUAUAGGCAGUUAAGAUUUACUUACUUAUAGAAUUCCUUUAAAAAAAUUAGACACUGAAUUUUAAAAUUGUUCUACUGAGCAGGAGAGGACUCCAGCAAAAGCCAUGCAUUUUUGUCCUUACGAUAAACCUUAAAUGUGCUGUGAAGACACUGCUCUAGUUAAAAGUUUGAAAGUUUUUCAUUUGCACUCACUUUUUUCUUAGACAUCACAGAAAACGAUAUGAUACAUAUUUCCCUGCUUUCAGCAUUUUAGAAAUGUAAAACCUAAUAAUAUGUCAAGUGUGAAGUUCAGUGUGCACUCAAAAGACUGGUUCUGAAAGCCACGUGGUUUGUUUCUUCUUUGUCUUUCUUCAUCAGUUAAGUGGCGGGAUUGGGGGGGUUGUUGGGGGUGAAACCACAAUGUUUCUAUACUGUCUUAGGCUUUUAAGAGUGUCAGGUCCACCCAUCUGUACACAUCCCUGUGUUUAUAUAUUGGCUCAUCUAAAUAUUAAAAAAAAAUCAUAUUUUCUAAAAACAUUUUGAACCAGCGUUUAUGUACUGUAUGUGUUUCCUAUGUUAUCCAGCAUGGUAUUUUGGUUGCAUCCACUGCAGCUCUAUACACGAUUAGGCUCUUUUUAUUUUUUUUUUUAAUUUGAAAAUAAUAAAGUCUAAAAACCACAUUUCUUAAUACAAAUGAAUGAAAAUAUAGAAUAAUGUUCCUGAAAACUAAUUCCAUAUAUUUUAGCCAUUGGACUGUGAAAUUUUUCAUAUGUGGCCAUAUAUCUAUACAGGUGUUGUGGGUGUUUCUGUAAAUUUGCAGGACUUAGUGUGUAUAUGGGUGUACUUACAUAAGUAUGUGAGUAUGUGUAUAGACCAUAAGGAAUAAAGUAUGGCAUUUGUGACACAGCCUUAUAAGUUACUGGCUCUUGUGGAAUUAUUUGUAAAACCUUAAUGUCACACAUUGGCUAUGUGGCAUAUUAGUCAGAGCAUGUUUAAUUUCGAAAGUAGUUUGCUAAACUAUAUGGCAAAACAGUCCAAAUAGAUGCACUGAUUGAUUUUUUAAAAAAGAUUGGAAUCUAGAUAUACAAAAAAUAAUUGAAAUUCAGACAAAUCCAAUAUUGUGUUAACUAUUAAAUACAAUCACACAUUAAUGUUUAUAUUGUUAUGUCUCGAUAUUCAAUUAUUAAAAUGAAUACUAUCACUGAUGUUUCUCUAAUGUGUGUAUGUAUUGAUGACUUAUAGUUGUCAAUCAAUAUUUGCUAAAAAGUGAAAUAUUGUUUUAUAGAGUUGGGAGUAGUUGAGUACCAUACAUUAAAACAUAAAUAAAGGAGAAUCCAGCCUUUAUUUGAUUUGAAGUUUAAUAAAAAAGCCAGAUAACCUGUAAGGCGAUUUUGUAUGUUCUUUCAAAACACUGUUCUAAACUGUUGACAUAUUUUCAGUAGUAACUUUAAUAUACUUGCUAUAUGUGUGUAUAUAUAUCUAUGAAACAUAUACACACUUGAAAAUGUUCAUUGAAUGAAUUUACUAGAUAUGCAUACAUUUGCCCCUUUAUGCAUAUUUGCAUUAGCCUUGCUAGUGUGUCUAAUUGUGCAUGUUAGUGAUGCCUGUAUUUGACUGAGAUAUCCCACAGAAAUAUAGUGUAAAAAUUAGAGAUAUAUUUAAUUCAAUAUACCAAUUGCCUGAUGUGGUUUGUUAUACUGUCAGCUGAAAAAUAUUUGUAAUUUUGUGCCUGUAACGCAUGUGGAAAAGAUAGGAAAUCUGAGGCUCUAGCUAUAAUUUUUAAGGGUGCAUGAUAUAUAGUGUCUUUAAAAUGUGGUUUAUUUUAGUAAAGAUGAUGGAUAAAUUCCAAGAUAGUAUAAAUGACGCAUGUAAUACAUGAGUGUUUGUAUUAUAUAUGGCCACAAAAUGUCUUUGAAGCCAAGGUAGUAGGUAUCUGAAAGGUCAUGGACAAAGAACUAUGAAAGUUAAUUUUCUUGUGAUCUGUUUUUUUUAGUUUAUAUUCAUCAACAGCAAGGAACUGAGUUUAUUUCAUCUAAAUACGUUUCAUUUCAAAAUACGUUAUUGUUGUAAAUUUGGAUAAAAUUUUUAUGAAACAGUAGACAUACUUUCUGCUUACAGUUUGACUUGCUUGGAUAUGUAUUCUUUUAAAAAGAGCGUUUGGUGUUAAAAAUGUUUUAAACAGCAAUAUGUUUAAAUAAUCCAUCAAUUGAGGCCAUCAGCAGAGUUUUAUAGAGCUAAAUGAUGAAAUGUUUCAUUGAACCAUCCAAUUUUGAAAGUUCCACCACUUUGUGCUGUGGUUUCCUUGUAAAACAUUGUACUUUGUUUCACACUGGACCAUGUUAUUCCUCUCAAAGUUAACUUUGUGACACUUACCACCUUAGAAUAACUAUGUAAUAAACAGGAAA
Molecule: messenger RNA, 6306 nt
Organism: Rhinolophus ferrumequinum (greater horseshoe bat)
Lineage: Eukaryota; Metazoa; Chordata; Mammalia; Chiroptera; Rhinolophidae
Gene: DCLK1
Product: doublecortin like kinase 1
Exons: 7
Coding region: 399-1490 (363 amino acids)
Biological process (GO): photoreceptor cell development; axoneme assembly; intracellular signal transduction
Cellular component (GO): neuron projection; axoneme
Molecular function (GO): protein kinase activity; ATP binding; microtubule binding
Source: RefSeq, a predicted model, not a curated record